AUGGCUCCCAAGAUCGCUAUCGUCUACUACUCCAUGUACGGCCACAUCAAGGCCAUGGCCGAGGCUGAGAAGGCCGGUAUCGAGAAGGCCGGUGGCACUGCCGACCUCUUCCAGGUCCCCGAGACCCUCCCCGAGGAGGUCCUUGCCAAGAUGCACGCUCCCCCCAAGCCCACCGACAUUCCUACCCUCAACGACCCCAGCAUCCUUGAGAACUACGAUGCCUUCCUCCUCGGCAUCCCCACCCGUUACGGAAACUUCCCCGCCCAGUGGAAGGCUUUCUGGGACCAGACUGGCAAGCAGUGGGCUUCCGGCGGUUUCUGGGGCAAGAUGGCCGGUAUCUUCGUCUCUACCGCUUCCCAGGGCGGUGGCCAGGAGACUACUGCUCAGAACGCCAUCUCCACCCUCACCCAUCACGGCAUCAUCUACGUUCCUUUCGGUUACGCCAAGGCUUUCGGCCAGCUGACUGAUCUCUCUGAGGUUCGCGGUGGCAGCGCCUGGGGUGCCGGUACCUUCGCCGGUGCUGAUGGCUCCCGCCAGCCCUCCGCCAAGGAGCUUGAGGUCGCUCAGAUCCAGGGAGAGCACUUCUACCAGACUGUUGCCAACAGCCAAGCCGAGGCUGCCCCAGUGGUGACACAAAACACCAAGCCUGCCGAGGCUAAAAAGGAGACUGCACCUCAGUCAGACAACAAGGGACCUCAAGAGCUCAAGGAGGUCAAGGAAGGUCCUUGUGGACUGCCCGCAAAGUGUGUCGUCCAAUAA
Molecule: messenger RNA, 759 nt
Organism: Fusarium sp. VM40
Lineage: Eukaryota; Fungi; Ascomycota; Sordariomycetes; Hypocreales; Nectriaceae
Source: the annotation of a GenBank genome assembly